GAACUGUCCUUCCAUAAGCCUCUGAAUAAUGAUCUCUUUUAGAAAGUGUUUGAAAUUUACAGAAUCAUAUAUUUAGUUUGGAGACUAUAAAGGAGCAUCCAGUAAGACUGUUUAGACACACCCAUUGCUUCACUCAAUUUGACAGCAGAACAUACAGGGAGAGUCUACUCUAAACAGACUGUAGGUGUUGCAGCCAGAGUGGGGUCAUACAGAGUUGAUCUCCACAUGGAACGCCAGCUGGUGACACUGCUGCUGUUUCAGGCAGUAUGGAAUGGUGUUCUUGGAAAAAAACACUUUGUGAAAAAAAGAGGACUCAUUGAAUUAUAUGAAACCCUAAAAUGUGGUACAAGGCGAUUUCCUUUGGCCUAUAUAAAUUAUGGAUGCUAUUGUGGUUCAGGGGGAAGCGGAUGGCCUACGGAUGAAACAGAUUGGUGCUGCCAUAGACAUGACUGCUGUUAUGACUUUGCACAACGACAAGGCUGUCACCCCAUAACAGACAGAUAUAAGUGGACUUGUCAGAACAAUACUGUGAUAUGCGGUAAGCGCCGUCUUCUGGCAUCCAGUCUCUCAGAGGACUACCCUAAACUCAAGGUGCCCGCCGCCUGGCCAAGCGUCUUUGGAUUGCCCAUGACAGCUACUGAGGUUCCAAAGCCUUCAGACAACAUUGCAGCGCUGCCCUAA
Thamnophis sirtalis is the source of this 681-nucleotide messenger RNA. Lineage: Eukaryota; Metazoa; Chordata; Lepidosauria; Squamata; Natricidae. The record is from RefSeq and is a predicted model, not a curated record.